This is a messenger RNA of Echinops telfairi (small Madagascar hedgehog), 5267 nucleotides long. It is a transcript of the gene DNAJC16, whose product is annotated as DnaJ heat shock protein family (Hsp40) member C16. The record is from RefSeq and is a predicted model, not a curated record. The transcript has 13 exons. NCBI's taxonomy places the organism in Eukaryota, Metazoa, Chordata, Mammalia, Afrosoricida, Tenrecidae. Bases 103 to 2133 code for a protein of 676 amino acids.
CUCCGCUGUGGACUGGAACCUCCCGGCCCGGCGGACUGUCUGGAGCACGGACGCUGCAGCCGGCUAGGCCGGUGCCCUUCCCCGCUCUGGAAAGGAAGAGAAAUGGAAGUGAAAAAGUUGGGCAUUUCCUGGCAAUUCUUGAUAGUUCUGGUUCUAAUCCUGCAAAUUCUGUCUGCGUUGGAUUUUGACCCAUACAGAGUCCUAGGGGUCAGCCGGACAGCCAGUCAGGCUGAUAUUAAAAAGGCUUAUAAGAAGCUCGCCCGGGAAUGGCAUCCUGACAAAAACAAAGAUCCUGGAGCCGAAGACAAGUUCAUUCAAAUUAGUAAGGCUUAUGAGAUCCUUUCCAAUGAGGAAAAGAGAUCAAACUAUGACCACUAUGGGGAUGCUGGGGAGAACCAGGGCUACCAGAAGCAGCAGCGAGAGUAUCGCUUCCGCCAUUUCCAUGAGAAUUUUUAUUUUGAUGAGUCGUUUUUUCACUUCCCUUUCAACUCUGAGCGGCGGGACUCCGUCGAUGAAAAGUAUUUAUUGCACUUUUCACAUUACGUGAACGAAGUGGUGCCAGAUAGCUUCAAGAAGCCCUACCUCAUAAAGAUCACCUCAGACUGGUGCUUCAGCUGUAUCCAUAUCGAGCCCGUGUGGAAAGAAGUCGCUCAAGAACUGGAAGACAUAGGUGUAGGAAUUGGCGUGGUCCACGCUGGGUAUGAGAGACGCCUCGCCCACCACCUGGGAGCGCACAGCACACCCUCCAUCCUCGGAGUUAUAAAUGGAAAAAUCUCCUUCUUCCAUAAUGCAGUUGUCCGGGAGAACCUACGGCAGUUUGUAGAAAGCCUUCUUCCGGGGAGCUUGGUGGAGGAGGUGACCAAUAAAAAUUAUGUCCGAUUCCUCUCUGGCUGGCAGCAAGAGAAUAAGCCUCGCGUCCUUCUGUUUGACCAAAUGCCUGUGGUGCCACUGCUCUACAAGUUGACUGCUUUUGCAUACAAAGACUAUUUGUCAUUUGGCUAUGUCAAUGUUGGUUUGAGAGGGGCCGAGGAGAUGACAAGGCAGUACAACGUCAAUGUCUACACCCCCACCAUGUUGAUCUUCAAGGAGCACAUCAACAAGCCUGCCGACGUAAUCCAGGUGUCUAUCUUGGAAAGGCGUAACACCGCGGGAAGGGUUGUCUACAAGACCCUGGAAGGCCCCUGGACUGGCAGUGAGAGCGACAAAUUCACCCUUCUGGGUUAUCUCGACCAGCUGCGCAAAGACCCGGCUCUGCUGUCUUCUGAAGCGGUGCUUCCCGACCUGACCGAUGAACUGGCCCCUGUGUUUCUACUUCGGUGGCUCUACUCAGCCUCUGACUACAUCUCAGACUGCUGGGAUAGCAUCUUACACAACAACUGGCGGGAAAUGAUGCCCCUCCUGUCCCUGAUCUUCUCAGCCCUCUUCAUCCUCUUCGGCACUGUCAUCAUGCAGGCGUUCAGUGACUCCAACGAUGAGAGAGAGUCAAGCCCUCCGGAGAAAGAGGAAUCCCAUAAGAAGUCUGGGAAGACUGAACCAGCCUUCAGCAAAGACAACAGCAGCAAGGUCCCUAAAAAAGGCUUUGUGGAGGUGACGGAACUCACCCAUGUGACCUACACCAGUAACCUGGUCCGCCUGAGGCCCGGCCACAUGAACGUCGUCCUCAUCCUCUCCAGUUCCACCAAGACCAGCCUGCUGCAGAAGUUCGCCUUGGAGGUGUACACGUUCACUGGGAGCAGCUGCCUCCACUUCUCCUUCCUGAGUCUGGACAAGCACAGGGAGUGGCUGGAGUACUUACUGGAAUUCGCUCAGGAUGCAGCCCCGAUCCCCAAUCAGUACGAUAAGCAUUUCAUGGAUCGUGACUACACGGGAUACGUGCUGGCUCUGAACGGCCACAAGAAAUACUUCUGCCUCUUCAAGCCCCAAAAAACCCUGGAAGAGGAGGAAGCAGCCCUGGGGGCGUGCAGUGACCUUGACUCUUCCCUCCACCUGGGCGAAGCUCGAGGGAAAGCUUCCUGUGGCCUCGGGUCCAAGCCCAUCAAGGGGAAAUUGAGCAAGCUGUCCUUGUGGAUGGAACGCCUGUUGGAAGGCUCCUUACAGAGGUUUUAUAUCCCAUCCUGGCCUGAAUUAGACUGACAGGAUUUCACAAAGAGAACCGAACUCUUCCAACUUUUUAACAUGCCCUUGUGAACAGGUAUUUUCAGGACUCCCCACAAACAGAGUAUAGAUUUUAGAUCACUCUUCUAGAACAACAACUAGAAGAAUCUUUCCUUUGGCCGGUCUAACCUAGGAGUACGAAACACCACAAGGUUGAGUUCCUAGAUUAGAAUAUCUCCUUUUAUGCCCCUCCCCCUCAUUUGAAUGCCAUACUAUUUAAAAUACAUGGCCCAUCCCACUUCCUUGGUUGUCCCAGUCACGUGCACUUCCCAUCACAGCCCCCCUGCAGCAGUGCCUAGAUGGGACCUGGAAGCCUGUUGUGCAGGCGGGUCGCUUAACCCGCUCCUCCGCCCUGCCGUGCCUCCACUGAGGUGCAUGCUCCAGCCCUGGGACCGCCCACUGCCACCACCUGCACCUGCUUCCUGAAAGGUUCUCCGUUCCAAGCCGCCUGACACUUACUGGCUUUUCCACUCGUAAAGAACCAACUGUGUAUUUUGGGGGUAUCCUCCUGCGAAAGCUCUUUCAGCCACCGUUUUAAAAGGAGACAGGUGUGGGGUGUGUAUGUGUGAGUCUGGUUUUGUUCUCAAGCAAAGGACAGGGAGGAGGCAGACAGUGAUGGACGGCCUGAGCCCUGGGGUCCCUCUCCAGAAGUCCCAUCCACCAGCGCCGCCGAGGGAGGGGUCUGCCCAGCGAGAAGGACUGGAAUUCCUUGGAGCCAUUUCCCCAUCUGCUUCCCGAUGCCUUUCUGCCUCAGUCGAUGUAGGGUGUGGAUCAUAGGAGCCAUAACUGGUAGUCUUGUGCUCUGAGCGUAGAGAUAAGCUGCUAUCUGUGAGCCAGUAGAUGUUCACCUGAAUUGACUCCCCCGCCAGGGAGCCAGGCCCUCAGGCGCUCCUCCCCCACUGUGUCUCCCUAGUGAGACACAGACAUGUCCGUCUCAAGGAACUUCACGCUGAUCGACAGUUGUCUUUUGGACCUGUCAUCCUCAAAGUGCUGUAUCUCAAGUCCUCUUUUGCGACGAGGGAGCCAAGACUGGUUCUAGACACCUGGUUUGCAAAAGGCCUUCUUGGUUUUUUCUUCCACUUCUGGCUUCUAUUUCUACAGCUCAUCAGAACGGUUCUCAUUCUUACCUGGUGGCUGCUUCCCCAGGAUGGGGGUCAGACUGAUCAGCAGCACCCCACUUGCUGGGCCCCAGUGUCCAACGGACCCCAGGCUGGAGCAGACCAGCUACUCUGAGGGUAGUUUGGUUUGGGGGGUGGUCUUUGGUUUUCUUGCUUGUUUUUUCAUCAGGGUGAAACCACCGUUGGGGUUGGACAGCUUCUGAGAGUGGUCUGUUCAGAUGUCAAAGCCAACUGCCUUUCGUCAAGCGAAGGGCAAGAAUCAGUGACAGGAUGUUUCUUACUACAUUAGUAUUUAUUUAUUUCAACCAUUGCUUUAAACCAUUGGCAUCCUAGCAGAUUUAAAUAUUGAGCUCCAGCAGUUAAGUCGGGUUAUUUCAGGCCAGGAAUAACUCCCAUAGUCUCGCCAUCAACAGCUUUAUUUUAAGAGAAACCACUUCCAGCCUUUUUCCUUCCAUCUGAUCCUAUAACAAUGGCUGACGCCACCGAAGGCCAUGCCCCGGCCCAGUAGGAAGUGGCCAAGGGAUCCAUUGGCUUUCUGGCUGGCCCAGGCCUCAUGGCUGGUCACUCAUAUGAGAAGUAUCUUUGUCUGUGGUAGGUUUUUUUAGUUUGUAAUUUCUGGUACUAAUGAAAUUCCCCAUCGUAAUUUCUGAAAACCCCAAACUCCCCAGACUUGUUCUCUGUGGUUAUUAUGUAAAAUAGUGCCGUCAGACAGCCGCACCGCCCACGUGUGGCCGCCGAAGGAAGGGGUGAGAGGCCUGGAAAGAUCCCAGUCCUGCGGUUCUCCUCAGAGGGUGUGCAGUAGACUUGUCCCCCAAGAGGAUGCUCUUUCCAAGCAUUUGGGGACUCUGGAGCCCUUUUCUUUCCCGUGGGACCAUCUGUUGGCCAACUUCAGCCUCUCCUGAAUGCUGUUUUCCUCAAUUUGAUGACUUUCUUUGUGUCGAAUGUGUGAGCUCCAGCCAGGUGCAGCCAAAGCUACAUUUCUCUUUCUAGUGAAUGUAAUCCUCUCCAGCCCCAUUUUGGUCUCAGUUCACUUCCUCGUCCUGAAAGAUCUCGAAGCUGUCAAUAUUGGUCUGUUGGUGCCGUUCUAAACUGGGUUUGUCGGGUUGAUACAGAUUCCACACAAGAUACAUCCAUCGUGUAGCAGGUAACCAGCCUAGAACAAGUCUUUAUAGAAAUACACUCCCAUAUCAAGACGCUGUUUGUGCAGCUCCAGUGUUGGCGGCACAAUCUGCCAAGCACAGAGGUUGUCAGCUCUAGUCACGCAAGCACCCCAGGAGCGGGGUGCCCCGCCUCCAUCAAGUACUAUGGCCUCGCGGCCACCAUGCACUGACCGUGAAACUAAACGUUGAAUGCUCCCCCCCUCAUCCCCAGCCUAGUCAUAUCCGUCCACUGGUAUAUGCUGUCACCCUAGCUCAUGUACGGUGACCACCGAGUGGGUCCUAAAUGUAAUGCUUCCCCCCCUCAUCCCCAGCCUAGUCAUAUCCGUCCACUGGUAUAUGCUGUCACCCUAGCUCAUGUACGGUGACCACCGAGUGGGUCCUAAAUGUCGACUCAGGAUAGAAACAUGGGAUCUGAAUGUGUUUGCCGAGGUUUGAUUUGUUAGGGAAGAAGCCUUGGAAACAAACACAAAAACCCUUUCCUUCCUUUUUUUUAAAGUAAAACUGUUUAAAAGCUGAUGCAAAAAUCUUACCAGAGAGAAAUGUUACCCGAGCGAGUCCAAAGACCUGACAUUGUCCCACGAAAACUGGCAGCGUGGCAGCUGCUGACUGCUGAGUUUGUCGAGGAGGGUGACUGCCCUUGGGUCUAAAAGAAGGUGAAUAUUUUGCACAUUUGAUACUCUUCGAAACAAAUAACUUAUUUGGCAAAUUGUGUCUUUUUUAUGUUUGUGUUUUGUUUUGUGUUUUUGUAUCGCGAACAGGCACUGAAGCUGAUGUUAUUUUGUUUUAAGAACCUUACAGACUGGAGACAGAAAUAAACUAUUUUGCUGUGUGACGA